Scleropages formosus (Asian bonytongue) is the source of this 942-nucleotide messenger RNA. RefSeq lists its product as uncharacterized. The record is from RefSeq and is a predicted model, not a curated record. The transcript is spliced from 5 exons. Lineage: Eukaryota; Metazoa; Chordata; Actinopteri; Osteoglossiformes; Osteoglossidae. Gene Ontology annotation, biological process: response to bacterium. The coding region runs from base 73 to 942 and encodes 289 amino acids.
GUUCUUUUCUUCACAGUAUUUAAGUGCAACUGCAAGGUGCAAAUUGAAGACACUGUGCAGCCAAUACCACUAAUGGUAGCCCAGGUUGGAGACACUGUGACUCUGGAGUGCUUUUUUCCCAGGAGUGCAACUUCUUAUGUAUUGUGGUAUAAGCAGUCUAUGGGACAAAAGCCUCGGCUUGUAUCUAUGUUUUAUAAAUAUGCAAAUAGUGCUACAUUUUUUAAUGAGUUUCAGAGAAACCCACGCUACUCAGCAAAUGUCAGCAUGGGAAUAAAUCACUUGAUUAUAUCAGAUACUCAAGUAUCUGAUUCAGGAACAUACUACUGUGGAAAGCUACAUGUUAAUACGAUGACUUUUGGAGAUGGAACACUUUUAAUUACAGGCACAAAAAUGAAAAGCAGGACUGUGGUGCAGCAACCUGUGUCAGACCCAGUGCGUCCAGGAGACUCGGUGACUCUGCAGUGUACAGUAGACAGUGAGACCUGUGCAGGAGAACACAGUGUUUACUGGUUCAGACACGGCUCGGGAGAAUCCCUUCCGGGACUCAUUUACACCCAUGGAAACAGGAGCGAUGAGUGUGAGAAGAGCCCUGAGGCUGGGUCUCCUACACACGGCUGUGUCUACAGCCUCCCCAAGAGGAACCUCAGCCGCUCUGAUGCUGGGAUUUACUACUGUGCUGUGGCCACGUGUGGGGACAUACUGUUUGGAAAUGGGACGGUGGUGAAGUUUCCAGGAGAAAGUAUGUUUCUUCUUCAUGCUGUUUAUUGCCUGGGGGCCACAUUGGCAUUGUGUGUGAUCCUGAUCGUCAUCCUGAUCUGCCUUAUUAAUAAGAGAACACACUGCCAGCACUGCAGAGAUGAAUAUGACAGCAGUGCCAAAUUCGCUACUAAUGAGGCAAAUGGCAUCUAUACCUUGUCUGAGUAUGAUGCCUCCAGAGAGUAA